Molecule: messenger RNA, 1602 nt
Organism: Ogataea philodendri
Lineage: Eukaryota; Fungi; Ascomycota; Pichiomycetes; Pichiales; Pichiaceae
Exons: 1
Coding region: 1-1602 (533 amino acids)
Biological process (GO): transcription initiation at RNA polymerase I promoter; nucleolar large rRNA transcription by RNA polymerase I
Cellular component (GO): RNA polymerase I upstream activating factor complex
Molecular function (GO): rDNA binding; RNA polymerase I general transcription initiation factor activity
Source: RefSeq, a predicted model, not a curated record
AUGGAUGAUGAUCCAUCUAAGAAACUGGUCGAGUUUUCCAGCAGAGACGAGUAUCUCAGCUCAAUGGAGGAGGACAGUGACGAUACCGAUUUGAGUUCGUUGGAGUCGAGCGAUUCGGCGUCGGAAAACACGGUAUCUGGGUCGGAGUCGCGCGAAGGGUCGCGAGAGUCAUCUGUUUCGUCAGACGGAUCCAAUUUCCACGAUGCGAGCGAGAUUAUCGAGGAUGUUCCGCCAUUGGCGUACGAUCGCUUAGAGAACAAACCCAGAAUAUUUCAGGGAAAUAUCAACUAUCUGAGAUUCUACCAAGCAGAAAAGCGCAGAUUUACAUCGUUUACGAGUUCUUUUGGAACAUCCAACCUUGUGGGAACGUCUAUAUCCGCUUCCGGGUUCAGAUAUCGCCAUAGAAACAUAAACAACAAGGCCGGGUCGUACUGGUCGGCGGAAGAGAAAGAUACGUUUUUCGAGCUUCUGGCGCGAUACUCGAUCCAUAGAGCCGACCUGAUCCACGAAAACCUGCCAUCCAAAUCGAUUUCGUCUAUUUUGGGCUACUACAAGCUUCUGAAACGCGAAUUACAGCAGUACAAGCGGCAUAAACGACGACUUUUGAGACUCGUUUCGUACGACGAGAUCCCGGUCUGCCACGAGAUGAGUGAGGAGUUCAUCGAGAUGGAGGAGUCACAGGCCUUUUUGCUCAAGUCUGUUUCCAAUAUGCGCGACUCGGACUCCAAUUUCAGGUUCAAAAAGACACAUCCUGGACUGAACGACCAGGAUUUGGUAGACUACGAUCGCAUGAACGAGAUGUCCAACGCGGUUUUUGUGAACAAUGAGCUGCUGGACCCAGUGGACGGAAUGAAACGCAAGCUGUCCAAGCCGCUGGUUCUUGACGAGGAAUCUAAAUUUGUUCUACGUCAAAUUGUCAAGAAUAUGACCUACGAGAUCAUUCUGACCGUUCUGGAGAACAAAGUCGAGAACGAACAGGACAUGACGUUUGUGGAAGACGAUAUCUACCGUGCGCUGGCUCAGAUGAAGGUCUCGAGACCGAUUAAAUUAAAAGACUAUUGGUCGAAUAUUGGAUGGAGACUCGGACUGGACGUUGGACGAAAACUACCGUCUGGAACACAGAGACUUGACAAACUGACACCAUACGCUGUCAACGACCAGGACACGCCGCAGAAGUCAAUAGAGAGCAUUGUUGUUGAUCAGGACGGCGACCAGAUCGAGCAAGUGAUGGACGGAUCGAUGCCGUUUGAGAGCGCGAUUCUGAAACCAACGCCCGUCGAGUCGCUCGACGAUCGCACACCGCAUGUAGAGCAGGACGACCAGAUCCUGGACCAGCUCGCCGAACUCGAGUCUGCCCUGCUGGAAAGGAAAGACCGCGAGGAGUCGAUCAAGUACGAAAACCAGCUCCUGCACUAUUUGAGCUGUCGAGAAGAUCAAAUCAUGCUCAACGACGCGGAGCUGGUGAACAAGUACAUUGACGCCAAAUACCAAUCCCCUGAAACCAACUUGGAGCAACCGAACUUGCCCCAACAUGCCAAUAUCACCAACGAGAUGCUAUUUCUGCACACCUUUGAUUAUGCAACAUAUAAUGACACCGAUUGA